This is a messenger RNA of Cryptomeria japonica (Japanese cedar), 1916 nucleotides long. RefSeq names its product cytochrome P450 78A4. The record is from RefSeq and is a predicted model, not a curated record. The transcript has 2 exons. Gene Ontology annotation, molecular function: iron ion binding; oxidoreductase activity, acting on paired donors, with incorporation or reduction of molecular oxygen; monooxygenase activity. The coding region runs from base 57 to 1676 and encodes 539 amino acids. Lineage: Eukaryota; Viridiplantae; Streptophyta; Pinopsida; Cupressales; Cupressaceae.
ACAUCUAAGCCCAGCCUUCUGCUUUCUAUUCCUGAAUUUUCCUUUGAUUAUCCUAAAUGGAGAACCGUGCCGCGAGCUGUGGUGGAGCAGCAGGAUGGUGGAUAUAUCUACUAGUUCCCCGGAGUUGCAAUAGACCUAUCUCAUAUUUCUUUGAUUGCCUUCAUGGCGAUAAAUAUGAUAUCUGUGCAUGGAAGUACUUUGCGAUUCUGCUUGCUGCUCUGCCUUGUGUAGUGAUCCUGUCCUGGUGGAGUACUGGGGGGUGUGCAUGGACCAGAAAGAAGAAAAAGAUUCCAGGGCCCAGAGGAUGGCCAAUAAUUGGAAGUCUAAUGGAAAUGAGUGGCGGUCAAGCUCACCGUAAUCUUGCUCACUUGGCCACUAUUCAUGGGGCUAAAAGGCUGAUGGCCUUCAGCUUGGGCUCCACCCGCGCCGUCAUAACCUCCGAUCCAGAUGUGGCCAGGGAGCUCUUGAGCUCUCCUAACUUCGCUGACAGGCCCCUCAAACAAUCAGCCCAGCAACUAAUGUUUGGGAGAGCAAUAGGCUUUGCACCCAACGGUGACUACUGGAGGAUGUUGCGUAGGAUUUCAGCUACUCAUCUCUUUAGUCCACAAAGAAUUGCUUUCCACGAACCCGGGCGUCAAGCCGAUUGCUCGAAGAUGCUGUGUGACAUAAGAAAUGAGUUCGCAUGCAGAGGUACCGUCGGUCUCCGUCCACAUCUCCAAGCGGCGGCUAUGAACAACAUCAUUGGAAGCGUGUUUGGUCUAUGGUUGGGCGAUGACGGAGAAGGCAGGAAGGUGAGAGAGAUGGUGGACGAGGGGUUUGAAAUCCUUGGGGAAUUUAACUGGGCCGAUCAUCUGCCGUGGCUGCAACCGCUUGACCCUCUGCGAAUCCAUGCCCGUUGCGCUCGACUGGUGCCCCGCGUUAGGGCUUUCGUUCAACACAUCAUCGACCAACAUCAAGAGUCCACCGUGCCGAGAAAGACCGCAGAUUCAGAUUUCGUGGAUGUGCUCCUUUCACUUCAAGGAGACGACAAGCUAAACAACGAUGACAUCAUCGCAGUUCUUUGGGAGAUGAUAUUCCGAGGCACAGACACGGUGGCUCUAUUUACAGAGUGGACCAUGGCGGAGUUGGUACUGAACGAAGAAAUACAAGCCCGAGCUCAGGCUGAGCUGGAGGCAGUAGUAGGGCGGGAUAGAAGCGUGCGGGACGAGGACAUAGCAAGGCUUCCAUACCUGCAAGCGGUCGUAAAAGAGAGUUUGCGAUUGCAUCCACCGGGGCCUCUGCUAUCGUGGUCGCGCUUGUGCACGGAUGACGUUGAUAUAGCAGGUGGUAUGCAUGUUCCGGCCGGGACGACAGCCAUUGUUAACAUGUGGUCCAUAACACAUGACCCGGAGAUCUGGGAAUCGCCUUAUGAAUUCCGGCCAGAGAGAUUUCUUGAGCAGAAAGUAAACGUUUUGGGUAAUGAUUUGAGGCUUGCUCCCUUCGGUGCGGGUCGGCGAGUAUGCCCGGGAAAGGCUCUGGGCCUCACCACUGUUCAUCUCUGGGUAGCGAAAUUACUCCACCAUUACAAGUGGGUUCCUUCUCCUCAAUAUCCCAUAGAUCUGACCGAGGUUCUCAAGUUGUCCUCCCAGAUGGCCAUUCCCCUUACUGCGACUCCCACAUCCACAAACCCUUAUUGAAAUCUCCCAUACUUAGGUUGCAUGGUUACACUUAUGCCAUCUUACUUUAUCAUUAGUGUACUGUUGCAUGAAAAAACUAGGCAUUCGUUUAGAAAUGAUUUUCUGGUGCAAGUUAAAAGGAUGUAAAUAAGUUUGCCUAUCGACAGACUAUUUUAGAAUAGUUUGGACGUAGUUUGUGUGGGUAUUUCUUUAGUAAUUGGCAUUUGACGGACUAUUUUAUAGUAGUUUGGACGUAGUUUC